CUCCGCCGCUUCUCGUCCCGCGACCGCACCGCACCGGCCGCUUCCAGUCCCAAACCCCAGGCGUUUGAAACCCUCCCUCGUCGCACCAUCUCUACGGCUACCCCCAUUCCCCCAGCCCAGCCCUCUCGCCCGCCCGCCCGCCUCCUCGGCGGAGCGGAACCCUGGAUCCCGGAGCCCUCGACGGAGAGGGUUUCGUCCUCGCCGGAGACCCGCCUCUCGACACCAGCACCAGCACCAUCACCACCGUCGCCCACGAGGUCCACACCUCCACGCGCGUCUGCGUCAGGUUUUUUCUGGCACACAAAAUGAAGUGCAAUGCUUGCUGGCGGGACUUGGAAGGGCAGGCCAUAUCAACAACAUGUGGCCAUCUGUUAUGUACGGAGGAUGCAAAGAAAAUACUCAGUAACGAUGGUGCUUGUCCUAUUUGUGAUCAAGUGCUCUCUAAAUCCCAUAUGAAGCAAAUUGACGUAAAUCCAAGCGAUGAAUGGACGAAUAUGUCAAUGACUGGAGUUUCUCCACAGAUACUUAUGAAAAGUGCAUACAGGAGUGUCAUGUUUUAUAUUGGACAAAAGGAACUGGAGAUGCAAUACAAGAUGAACAGAAUUGUUGGUCAAUGUAGGCAAAAGUGUGAACUUAUGCAGGCAAAGUUCAGUGAGAAACUGGAAGAAGUGCAUACUGCCUACCAGAAGAUGGCCAAAAGAUGUCAGUUGAUGGAACAAGAGAUUGAAAACUUGACGAGGGAUAAGCAGGAGCUACAAGAAAAAUUUGCAGAGAAAUCUAGGCAGAAGAGGAAGCUUGACGAGAUGUAUGAUCAGCUGAGGAAUGAGUAUGAGUCUGUAAAACGUUCAGCCAUUCAACCUGCAAACAACUACUUCCCAAGAGCUCAGCCAGACAUGUUCUCGGGCAUGCCCAACAUAUUGGAUGGCGGCGACCCUCUGAGACAAGGAUCGAUUGAUCCUCCUGAAACCCCAGGGCGCAGAGACGAGGGGUGGGCUGCACAACCAAGGCAAAGACCCCAGACGUCUAGUCCGUUUGAGCUGUCUACAGGAUCUCCUGGUCAUAAUGCAGCACCUCCAAUGGAUAUGAGACCCAGACAGCCGCCACGGUCCGUGUUUGGAGCUAACAUGAACAAUUCUUCUGCAGCUCUGCGAAAUAUGAUAAUCUCACCAGUGAAGCGUCCUCAGCUUUCCCGUAACCGUCCACAGAUGUUCACGUUGUAGAGCUGGAAGAGCUGAGGAGACGUUCUGCUUCUGAAUCUGUCUUAACCUUGUCAUGGAAGUGAGGAAUUGUUCAGUGUAAAUUCUGUAAGACCAAUCUGUCUCACUCCCACCCUGUUGUUUGGCGUGUCGUCUCGCGUACAAGUGUUCUAGGAGAUCAGUCGGUUACAUAGUCGUGUCCUGGGUAUAUGAUCCUGACAUAAUCAAGAUAUAUAGAUGCAUUUCCUCCUGGUUGCAGUUACACGUGUAACCAAAUUACGGACGCAUGUUUAUGAUUCUGAAAUAACCACCGUGUAAUUUACUACUGCGACAGGGGAUCAGCCGCAUUUUGUUAUUGUAUUAUCUUGUUCAACU
Lolium perenne is the source of this 1571-nucleotide messenger RNA. Its product is annotated as E3 ubiquitin-protein ligase CCNB1IP1 homolog. Gene Ontology annotation, biological process: chiasma assembly. NCBI's taxonomy places the organism in Eukaryota, Viridiplantae, Streptophyta, Magnoliopsida, Poales, Poaceae. The record is from RefSeq and is a predicted model, not a curated record.